ACUUGAACGCUUGAACGCACUUCACUCGACGUUAGACAUCCCCUUGCAAUCUCAUGACGGACAGCGCAGGUCCAUCCACACCAUCCCGAAAGCGCUCUCGCUGGGACACUGAAGACGAGACUGCCCAGCUCGAGCAAGUGCACCAGCCCCUCAAGCGUCGGUCGAAGACAAGAUCAGCGAAGGUAUCGCCCGCACCGGAGCAGCUCUCUGCAGGUACACCUGUCGGGCCACGACGAGCAGCACCAGCGCACCAGCGACCACCGCAUAGCAUCUACGUACCUCCUCGGACAUUGCACCCACCGCUGAUGCCGUCUCGCUCGGUGUAUUGCUACGAGAGGCUCAACUCGAUCGAGGAGGGCUCGUAUGGCGUCGUCUUCCGUGCGAGGGACAAGGAGACAGGAGACAUUGUAGCUCUGAAGAAGCUCAAGCUGGAUGAGGAAAAGAACGGGUUCCCGAUCACCGCCUUGCGGGAAAUCAACUCGCUCAUGGUGUGCAAGCACGAGAACGUGGUGGGGAUACGAGAAGUGGUGGUGGGAGAUACAUUGACACAGGUUUUCAUCGUGAUGGACUUUAUUGAGCACGACCUCAAGACGCUCCUCACCACGAUGCCUGCGCCCUUCCUGCAAUCCGAAAUCAAGACUCUGUUGCUACAGCUGCUCUCUGCAGUUGCCCACUGCCACGAGCGUUGGAUCCUCCAUCGAGACCUGAAGACGAGCAACCUGCUCAUGAACAACCGUGGCACCAUCAAGGUCGCCGACUUUGGGCUCGCCCGCCGCUACGGAGACCCAGUCGGCGUCGGGGGCCUGACGCAGCUCGUCGUGACACUCUGGUACCGCGCGCCCGAGAUCCUCCUCGGUGCCACGACGUACUCCACGGCCAUCGACAUGUGGUCCGUGGGGUGCAUCUUUGCUGAACUGCUUCUGAAGGAGCCGCUCUUCCAGGCGAAGGGCGAGAUCGAGCUGCUGUCGAUGGUCUUCAAGCUCCUCGGGCCGCCGACGACGCAUUCGUGGCCGGACUACCACACCCUCCCGCUCGCGAAGUCGAUCACGCUGCCGCCGCCACAGCCGCCGCAGCUGCGCCAGAAGUUCCAGUACAUCACUGCGGCGGGCAUCGACCUGAUGUCGCGCUUGUUGACGUACGACCCGGAGAUGCGGAUAUCUGCCGUGGACGCGCUGAAGCAUCCGUACUUCAGUGAGUCUCCAUUCCCGAAGCACCCUGAUCUCUUCAGCUCGUUCCCAUCCGCUGCCGCUGGAGAGAAGCGCCGCAAGCCUUACGAAAGUCCAUCGGCUCCCGUUCGCGCGGCGGACUAUAAGUUACUUACGGAAGUCGACCCAUAACACUCGCUCGUCCGUUUGUAACUUAGCAGGCUUGAUUCGGGUAGCGGUUAUAUGAAGUGUUUGAAUACAUCUCCA
Messenger RNA from Fomitopsis serialis, 1412 nucleotides. Its product is annotated as Pkinase-domain-containing protein. The record is from RefSeq and is a predicted model, not a curated record. Gene Ontology annotation, molecular function: cyclin-dependent protein serine/threonine kinase activity; ATP binding. Gene Ontology annotation, biological process: regulation of mitotic cell cycle; protein phosphorylation. NCBI's taxonomy places the organism in Eukaryota, Fungi, Basidiomycota, Agaricomycetes, Polyporales, Fomitopsidaceae. The coding region runs from base 54 to 1337 and encodes 427 amino acids. The transcript is spliced from 5 exons. Gene Ontology annotation, cellular component: nucleus.